Messenger RNA from Akanthomyces muscarius, 579 nucleotides. RefSeq lists its product as uncharacterized. The coding region runs from base 1 to 579 and encodes 192 amino acids. Gene Ontology annotation, molecular function: glutamic-type endopeptidase activity. The transcript is spliced from 4 exons. Lineage: Eukaryota; Fungi; Ascomycota; Sordariomycetes; Hypocreales; Cordycipitaceae. The record is from RefSeq and is a predicted model, not a curated record. Gene Ontology annotation, biological process: proteolysis.
AUGCCAGAAUCAUCGCCUCUGCCUGCCCAGUACUCUGUGCAGCCAAUCUACAAUUAUCAAUGGGUUGGAAUUGACGGAGCCACCGCAAGUUGUCAGGCCAUCCUUCAGGCUGGAACGUAUGCCACGAUGCAAAACAAUGCCCUAAGUUACGGGUUUUGGUACGAAUUCUACCCAAAGGACUCCUGGCUUAUGGAUGAGCCAGAUAUCAGCCCCGGAGACAGCGUUUUCGUGCAAGUCAAGGCGCACAACACCACAUCAGGUUACGCAUACAUGAAAAACCUCUCUACUGGAAAGGACAUCACGAUUAACUUGGAAGCUCCUGCUGGCUCCUCUCUGUGCGACUCAACAGCCGAGUGGAUUCAGGAAAACGCUACUGGUGGCAAUAGCGGCGACGCCGGCCUGGCACCUUUCAACACCUUCUCCUUUGACUACUGCCACGCGUUAGAUGUCAGCGGAAACAACUACAACCUUCGAGGAUCUGAGAAGUGGUUCAUGCAACCCAACGGCAACACCAUUUGCUAUCCUUCAAAUGUUUUGGGAGGUUCCGUCCAGAUCAACUACAAUGGACCACGCGCGUAA